AUGUGUCCGGGCGUUUUGGUGUGCCGGAAGCAGCUCUUUGGGACGGCAAGCUUGCACAAUAUUGUGCCGUCUGAGUUAUCGCACGGUUGGGAGCCUCAAGUUGAGUUAUUCGAAGGGCUUAUAUGUGUAUGCGAGCUGAUGAGCAAGAACGACGAUAUCCCCUGGUACCGAAUAGUGUUUGAAUGGCAAGACGGCGGCGGAGAAAAGCGACAGGGACAAGUCAAAUUUUUUGGCCAAACAGCAAUAAUGAAAGGAACAAUCGACUUAAACAAGACGGUCAAGAACCGCGAAGAAUGGUUUGAAAUUUUAAUGGAAUGUUCAGACCAACGGUCCGUAGCGCUAGAGCUACGCAUAAAGGACAUUAGGGAGGAUCAAAACUUUCGGGACCUCCUUUUCCGCAUCCGUGAAGAGUACGAGAUGAUAGAUGAAAUGAUGGGGGAAUCUGACGAUUUUGGUGAUUUCAUUGGGUAA
Lachancea thermotolerans CBS 6340 is the source of this 471-nucleotide messenger RNA. Its product is annotated as KLTH0F17930p. NCBI's taxonomy places the organism in Eukaryota, Fungi, Ascomycota, Saccharomycetes, Saccharomycetales, Saccharomycetaceae. The record is from RefSeq and is a predicted model, not a curated record. The transcript has a single exon. The coding region runs from base 1 to 471 and encodes 156 amino acids.